Messenger RNA from Symbiodinium necroappetens, 8637 nucleotides. The record is from the annotation of a GenBank genome assembly. NCBI's taxonomy places the organism in Eukaryota, Dinophyceae, Suessiales, Symbiodiniaceae.
AUGAUGGAGGAGGAGGCUGCCGACAUCCGUGCCAAAGAGCGGGAGAUGGCUUCGAUCAAAGCAAGGAUCUCGUCCCUGAGCGAUGCGAAGAGACAGGCGAGCUCGGCGGAAGAGCAGCUCAGUGAGGUCUUGCAGGAGGUCACUCGACUUCGCGAGCGUCUCGCACAUGUUCAGCACGAUCUCAAAAGCGCAGUGUCCCGCAAGAAGGAUGCCGAGAAAGAUAUCACCGACCUCGAGAUUGGGAUGGUGGCCUUCAAGGAAACACUGCAUUUGCGACAGCUCUCUGUCGCCGAGUUGCGCAGCAACAAAGACGAGACGGAGCGGCAGCUGGCGCAAACCCUGCGGGAACGAGAGCUCUUUAGAGAGAGCGCAACGAAAGCCCAGCAAGGCUUCGACACCGAAGCGAAGUCAGCUUCUGCAGAACUCGACCGUUGGAGAUCUGAGGCCCAUGAGCUGGCCAGCGCCAUCGAAGCCCUAGAUGUGCAGAAAAAGGAGCUGCAAGAGAAGGCGUCCUCAGAGGACUCCGAAAAAGCUUUCGUCGCCAGUCUCCAGAAGGAACUGGACGAGGCGAUGGCAGCAUAUGCAGCCUUUGAGGAGCAGAACCGAAGCGACGACGUCAACCUGGCAGCUGCUGAAGCCCGGCAAAGAGAUACCGAGACACGCUUACGCGAAGCUGAGCAGGCAGCCAACGAUCUUCGAUCCGAGUUGCAGGAGGAAGGGGAGGGUGCCAGGACUGCCACGGAGGCAGUGAAGAGGGAGCUGGCCGUCCAAGUGUCCAAAGUGGCCCAGUUGGAGGGAUCCCUCGGUGAGAAUCGCAACCAGCUGAAGACCAUCCAGCGUCACGUCGACUCCUUGACACAUGAUCUCCUGGACCGGACCGUCAAGAGCGCCGAAGACGAGGAGGCUGUCACUUCCUUAUCCAAGCAACUCCAGCAGGAGCAGCAGGCACUGGAGCGAUUGCAAUCCGAAAAGGAGAAGCUCGAGUCGGCGGCAGCUGAAGAACUGGAGAGGGCUGAGGAGUGCCGACGCAGCAAGCAGGCUCUUGAGGAACAGCAGAUCCAUGUCGAGCUGGUGCAGCGGUCAGACGUGCUGUCGACCACAAAAACUCAGGCCACGACGGAGCUGACGAGUGCCGUGGCAGAGAUUGCGCAACUGCAGCAGGCACAUGCUUUGCCUUUGCUUUGGCAAGGAAUCCUCCUUCCUUUGGCCAUUGCACACAGUGGUUCUGCCAAACCUGCUCAUGUACAUAUUGCAUACGAUGGCAGUGCUUCCAGGGAGCGCCAGGAGUCUCAGCUCCUUCGCAGCAGAGGCUUGAAGCAUGAGGGACCUGAAGAGGGCGAUAAGUCGGAGGCGCAGCAGGCUGGCUGGUACAUUGAGGAUGAGGUGGAAAACACCAUUGCGAAGGCUCAAAGCUUCGAUUUCGACAAGAAGCGCGAGCAGAUGCUCCGCCACAUACACUACACAGCAGCGACCUCCCCCACUGGCAGAGGGCCUGGGGUAGCAAGGGACACCUGGCACAUCUCUUCCCACGGUCCUCCCGUCACUGAUGAGGCUGAGGGCCGGAUCGUGGAAGACCAGCAACGUGCUGAAAAGGCAGGCUUACCGCCAGACUUCAAAAGUGUGCCGCCUGUGGCAGCUGUCAUGAAGAAGCCUCCGGUCUCGGCCACACUUCCGCCUAACUUGCCAAAGGAUUGCUUCAAGGCACGGCACAGCACCGAUAUCGGCGAGGAUGAAACCUGCCCGGAAGCGUGUCCCCUCUUUGCCGAAGAUACGAUGGCCGGGAAGCACUGCGUCUUCAAAUGCGUGUUGGAAACAGACUGUGGAGUCCACACCAGUGCGACCAACCUCGCCCAGUCUGUCCCGGACGCAGAUGUUGGCUUCUGCCGGCGAUGUUCUGUUCCUGGAUGCAGCCGCUGCAACCGGACGGCACACAGUGACGUCUGCGGAGAGUGCUUGUGCGGCUUCGCCUUGGAAGAAGGAGCAUGUGUUUUCCAGCUUCCAAUCGUAGGAACCUUGGUGCAAAGCAUGGUCUACAUUGCACUCUUUAUUCCCGUGGUUUACUUCAUCAUUUGGUACGUGAGCUUGGCCACCCGCAAGAAAGUAAACCUGGACGAAGAGGCACAAGCCUUGCAGUUCCGGACGCAGACGAAGCUAUGCACCGUCGACACCGUCACCGAAGACGCACCCGAGGAACGCCAGCUUUGGCCAUUGAAGACCAACACACUUCAGGUGCCUGUUGCAGGGCCUGGCUCUGUCCUCUUCUUCCGCUACCAGGUGUUCAUCAUGAUCUUGUCCUUGGUGCUGCUGGUCCUCUGGGUCACCUUCCUGGGCUUGACUGGUUCGCAGCUAUCUGCUUUGGGGACCGAAGAUCCAAAGUCUCCGAGAGAGCUGUGCAAUGUCAUUCACCACGGCUUUGAAGCCCAGCAGACGUACAUGUGGGCAAAGUCUUGCUUCGUGUUGGCGGCCUACGUGAUCUCUGUGGUGCUUUGCAUGCUCUUCGCUAUUCAUCAGAGGCGAACCUUCAACAGAUUGAAUGUGUUCGCAACGCAUGCAGACUUCGUUGCUCUCCUGGACGGCCUGCCAGCUAUCAGUGGCUCCGAGGAGCUGGAGGACUUGCUUAAGAAGGAAAUGGAAAAAGCCAGCUCUGAGGAAAUUGUGGGGGUCUCCAUAGGCUGGCAUGUGGGCGAUGACACCGAACGGUACAACGAGCAAAUUUCCAAGAUCCUUGAGGAGGAUGUUCUGGCCUUGGAGAAUCUCAAAGCUGAGCAGGACAAGGCAGGCGAGAAAGAGGCUGACGAGGUUCAGGUUUUUUCCAGGCAGCGGCCAAAGUGGUUAAGGAUCUUCGACAGAGUGAUUCUGACGGGCAUGCUGGGCAUCGACACUAUACCACCACCGCCAGAAGAGCUGGCUGCGACUCAGGCUUCGCCGGCACAAGGGGACGGGACAUCCGAGGCUCAAGGGGCGGAGAAGGAGAAGGAUGCAACGGCCUCCUCUUCCGCCCAAGAGGUCGAGAAAGAGAAGGCUGCUACCGCCGGGAAGGCUUCAGAGACGGAGAAGGCGGACGCCAAGGUUUCGUCAGAGCCCCCUGAGGCUCUCUGCACCAAAUUGCAAAGCUCUCCGACGGCUGUUGUAGUCUUCAGAACAGAGACCGCCCGGGACGCUGCUUUGGAGAAGUGCAAGAGCAUUCCCUUCCGCGAAGCAACACUCACGCUCAAGCCCCUUGUGACAGAGCCCCUGGGCAUCCUCUGGGAGAACAUGAGCAUCCCGAACAAACUGCGACGGGAGCGGCUUUUCGCAAGCAUCAAAAUGAUCGUUCUCGCCGGUGCAGCUUGGGCCGUCUGCAUCUACCUCCCCUAUGCCUUCUAUGCAGCGUCCUUCUCUUACUCAAACGGUGACAAGCCAUCGGCGCUCAUGAACAUGUCCUUGGCGCUCAUCGUGGUGCUGGGGAACCUGAUCAUGUACACGACUUGCGCAGAGGCAGCCAAGCGUAUUGGCCACAUGCUGCGAGACACCGAAGCGGGGGUUUACAUGGUGCUUUACACCUUUGCGAUUCUCUUCAACAUUCUCUUAGAUGCUGCUGUGGGUGGUUACAUCGCAUAUCGAACAGCGGUCGCCAAUCACGCACGAACCUACGGUGGCGUCCUCGUCUCCGACCUCACACGUGCCCAGGCUCUCUUCGAGAGCUUCGAGAUUCAGCGACAGCUCGCCUUUCAAGUCUACAAGUAUUGCUGGCCGUCUACCUUUCUGGUUCCCUUCAUAGGAGAGGCUCUCUUCGCCAAUUGCUUCACGCUUCAUCUGGCACGCCUCGUUGUGAAAACGUUUCCACACAUCAAGGGCUACAAAGCCCAGCAGGCUUUACAAGUCUUUGUGCCCAUGGACUCUGGACGGUAUGCUGACGUGUUAAUCAACAUUGCUGCAGCAAUUCUGAUUUUCUUUCUGCCCGGUGGCUACACUAUAACACUGUUCGUUGGCCUCAUCCUGUCGCACGUAUUCAUCAUCUGCUUCGAUCACUUCCGAGUUCUGCGAUGCGUCCCAUCUUUCUGCUUCAGCAGCUCGGUGGUUGAUGACUACGCCCAGCUACUCCUCAUUCUUCCCUGCUCGCUCAUGCUGGCAGCCUUCGUGCAGAAAGUCAACUGCUCAACCGAGAGCUUCUGCCUGCAGGAUUCCGCCCUUGGCUUGACGCUGAUGCUGAGCUUUGCUGCACAUGGUACCUUGCACUGGUUCCUUGUGCCCAAGUUUGGGGAUGUCAAGGAGCACGUGCCAACGAAGCUCACCUACCAAGAGGUGGCUUCCAAGAUUGCUCCUUCUUGGUUCAACUUGAACCCAGCCUACUGCCUGCGCUCCAAGUACUUCUACAAGCAUGAGAAGCCGUGUACCUUCUUCAUCCAGGGCAGAGAGCAUGUUCUUCGGAAAAGCGAUCAGGCCAUGUCAUUUUUCGAGGAUCAGCGGCCUGCUCAGCAGCAACUCGACGAAGAAGUUGCAGAAGUGGACUUGGCAGCUCACGAUGUUGAGCGUUCGCGGCAAGAGGCCAAGCAGAAGAUUGAAAGGACACAAGCUGCACUUGAGGCUCAGAGCAAGAAAAAGUCUUUGCGCAUGGAGGCCCUGGAGACCAAGAGCCGACACUUGGCCUCUUUGGAGGAGGAGCUGAGUCGAAGGCGGCAGGAGGUGCAGAGUGCAUCUGCAGCCGCUCUGAAGCUUCGUGCUUCUGCUGCCAGGACCGCCAUGGAAAGCGAGAUGAAGGAGGAAGCGCUCCUUCAGCGCUUUGUGCAGCUGAAGUCCGAGCUUGAAGAGCAUCAGGAAGUAUCGAAGCAGCAACAUGAGGAGCAGAAGGCAGUGCUAGAGAAGCUCGCAGAGGCGCAGAAGAAGGCACCCCAGAAGCAGGUCCAGGCUCGGCUGGCUCGGGAAAAGAAAGAUGAGCUGGAGCAGAUGCUUCUGGACCUCCGAUCAUCCUUGGAUGCUGCCAAGUCGACGGCGAAGGGCGAGGCGCGGAAGACACGUCAGGCCGAAGAGCAGAUCGACCGGCAGCGCCAGGAGCUGGAGGCUUUGCUGGCUGAUGCAGCUCAACAGGAAGUGCUGGCGGAGGCACUGAAAAGCACGCUGAGCGAACAAAAGGCCGAGCAUGAAAAGUUCAUGAAGGCGCACCAUAGCCGAGCAUCGACAUCCAAAGAUGCAGAACUAAAGGUGGCAGAACAGGUCAGCGAGCUGCGGGUGCGACGCGCAGAGCUCGCGCUGAAGCAGGAGGCUGUCGCAGCCGCUUGCAGUGUGGAGAAGGAGCGUCUGGCAGAGCUACGCCGGGAGUUCGAAAAGGUGCGUGCUGGGAGCCUUCAGAAAAUCGAGGAUGCCAAGAAAGAGCUGCAACAGGAUGCCAUGGCCAAGGAUCUACAAGCAUUGAAGACCCACGAAGCCGAAGCUGCAUCUUUACUGCAGAAAAUAGAGGGGAUGAAAACCAAGCAGCAGGAGCUUCUGAGGAAGGUUGAAAGUGGCAAGGCAGACCUGCCUGACGCUGACGGCGGUGUUGCCCCCAGCUGGAUGCAAGGCGACAAGCACACCGAGGAUGCCGAAAGCAGGAAGUCGCAGCUUCUCAAGGAGCUCUUGUCGCAGAGAGCAGCUUCUCUUCAAGAGGCCUCGAAGGAAAGCCGCGAGGCUGAGAUGAAGUACGAGGCUUUGCAGAAAGAUCAGAAACAUCUUCAGGAGGAGUAUCGGUCUGUGAUGGAGCAGAUGAAAUCGCAGGUCAGUCAGGGGAAUGAGCUCUACUCCAAGUUGCAAGAAGUCGAGCAGGACGACAUACGGACGCUUGAAGAUGAAUCUGACCUCCUCGCCUUAGGUUUGCACGAGGCAGAGAGUCAGAAGGUCAACCUGGAGAAGGAGAUUGUUUUGGUGCAGCAGCAAGCAAUGGGGCAGUUCAGUGGAGAUUUGCAAGCUUGGGCGAAAGAGGUACAGUCCUUGAGGGUGACCGCCAAAGUGCAGUCGCAUGAGGAUGAGCUGCUGCACUGGAAGCAGACGGCAAGUGAGAGCCCGGCCAUCGCCUCGCAACUUCAAGUUCAGGCGGCAGAGGGGCUCCUCCGGCAGAAAGCAUCUACUCUACAGGAUCAGCUGGCCUCCAAGGAGACGCUGUUGCAAGAACUCGAACAGCAAGCACAGUCAGAGGAAGUUGCUGGCAGCAUCCGUUCGGUGCCCUCCGCUCUGCACGGUUCUCUCACCAUGGGUCCCACGCUGUCUGUGAAAGCCGCGGCGCAGCGGCGCGCCCUGGUCAUAGGCCUCAAGGUAAGGGCUGCAGCGGCCUCGAUCCAAGCCACGCCGGAGGCUGCAACUACACCGGCCGAAAUCUCACGCACGAUCAACAGCCAUGUCCGAGAGGUCCGAUGCUUAGUUGACUAUGCCGAGUCGUCUUCAACGCCUAGCCAUCGACGGCCCACAAGGGACAACAUCAUUGCAGAGCUGCAGUGGCUUACCGGCAACGCCAAACAGGGAGAAUUUAAGCUCCAGACCGGAAAGGACUACGGACCACGCCUUGAAACACCGAUGUUUGAAUUGAUUUCUGAGUGGGGUCAAAUUGGUCUUCACACUCUGCUUGAAGUGUUGACGCAAAGCUUUGAAGGAAGAAUUUUCUUUGCCCCGGGCCUGAUCACCCAAACGGGUGAUGAUUGCGACAAUGUGCUCUUGUACUUCAGCGGGUAUGGCGCGCAGCAGCCGGACGCUGAAGUAGACGGUUUAUACCAGGGCUAUUUGGUUCCUGCGGACUUUGCAGACGAUCUGCCGGAGGACAUCACCAGUGAGGUUGAGCGCUGCUGCAAGACGGGCUCCGAGCUGUCACCGGAGAUGGCUCAAAGAGCAGCCGACGCGGGGGGCUAUCGUCUGGUGCCCAUGUCGCUGAUCACCUCGGCCUUGCACGCGCUGUCAUCGAGCUGCAAGGCCACAGUGAUCUUCGACUGCUGCCAGUCCUCGGUGCUUCCGCUCCUCCGUCCAUCAGAUCACGUGGGUCAGGGUGUGGCUCCCGGUCCCGGGCCUCCUCGCUUCAAGAAGCUCAAGCCGCCGAGCGAGCAGGCGACGGCGCAGGUGAAAGCGGUGCCGCCAGGAAGUGCCAUGGAAGCCACUCAACGUCCUGUAAGUUCUCGAGGUGGGCCUUCCUGCAGGUGCUAUUGCUUUGCGGCCUGUCAGAACGACCAGGCAUGCUGUGAGCUGCCGAUCGAAGGGUUGGUGCAGGGCGUCGCGACCUGGGCCUUUGUGAAGGGCCUGGCUGCCUGCCACCUGAACACGCCUUUGGCCCAGCACAGCAAGGCCAUGGACGGCAUCCUGCAGAAUCUGCGCAGGAAGUACAGGUGGAUCCAGCAAACGCCGGUCAUCCAGCUCUCGGCAUCAGCUAAUGUUCAGGAGCCAUUGCCUUGCACUCCACUGCUUGUUGCACGCAUUCGCUUGUCUGCAGGCAAGAAGAAGAAGGAGAAAGAGGAGUCAAAGGGAAAGCCGACCAAGCCUCCUAUCCACGUGGAUCGGAAGCUGGCCCUCCUUAAGCUGCGAGAUGUCGCUUCCACUGGCUUGCGAGAGGUCCUCUGGAGGGACGAGGAGGUGCAGAAGGUGCUUCUUUGGUCCUUGGAGGACUCCCAGCCAGAGUUGGCGCAGAUUCUCACUUUGGCCGUCUUCGUGCAUCUCACUUCAUCUGCCCGAAAUUGCGAAGCACUCUUGCUUAGCGAAGAGGUGCGAAGCAGGCUCGUCCGAGUGGUUCAGGAGUCUUCCGGCGAAGUCCGCGAGAAGGCCUUGUUGGCACUCACGGGUCUGGCCGUUGCGUCCUUCCAAAAGGAGGAGUUUGAGGACGUCCGGAACCUUUUGGGACAGGCGGCUGGAAGAGGCCGGGGAGCGCCGCAGCGCAUCGAAGUCUUCCGAGCCCUCUGGAGUGCAGCUACCGUCUGUGAAAGCCCCGAGCUGUUCUUUGGCAACACUCGUAUUUGGGGGAGUCUCUGCGAGAGCAUCGAGCCAACGGAGCCAGCCGACGUCCGGGAGAGUGCGUUAGGCGUGCUGGGAGCAUUGACUUGGCAGCCGACAGGUCCGCACUUCGUCUGGCACGAUGCGGCCUCCAGGGAGCAUCUUCUCACUAACACGCUCAGAUCCCAGCCAAGCGCUGUUCGCACCCGAGCGCUGGUAGCUCUCGCAGGCAUUGCUCGAGAGCCUGAGAUGCGAGCUCCCAUCUGGGCGUACGUUUCCGUGGACUUGACCAGGAAGCUCACCGAGGAUGAUGAGGACGAGGAGCCCCAGGCCUUGAGGAGGCGCCGAGCUGGAAGCAAGGCGACGUCCGAGGCCGAGGAGAAAGAGGAGGAGGAAGAGAGGCCUUCCAUGAAAGACAGCCUCCUCGCGGCGGCUUCCAGAACCGAGAUCUGCACCGUCCGGUCAUCGGCCUUAAGGGUCCUGCUGGAAAUCUCCUUUGGGGAAGAGUUCAUGCUCGAGUUGGUCCAGAGCGGUCUUGCAGAUUUAUUGCUGGAGGCUUCCCACGACCAGCGGCUGCAGCCGAAAGAGCGCAAACUCUGCUUGCAUGGCCAAAAUCGCAUUCGCGAGUGGAACGAGGCGCGCCUGGCAGAAGAGCUUCGGAUCGAGAGAGAGAACGAGUCUCGGGAGCGGCUGGCGAUGCGUCUCGAAGAGGAGUACCAG